GUGACCAAAUGGCCAAGUAGCACAUCAGCUAACAUGUGCAACUACCUGUGAGAGCAAAUGGCCAAGUAGCACAUCAGCUAACAUGUGCAACUUCCUGUGAGAGAAAAUGGCCAAGUAGCACAUCAGCUAACAUGUGCAACUUCCUGUGAGACGACUCAUUCAAAGUUGUCACUUCAUCGCGGGAAGCAUCGUCCAACUUGGAGGCACUAUGAGUCUGGCUCUUCAUGAUCUGUUGGUGUGCUGCAGGGGUCUGGAGAAUGACAAAGUUACAGAGAGAAAGAGAGAAGCCGAGCGCUUCAGACAACUCAUACGCACUCCAGAGGUGGUGCAAGAGCUCGAUCGCACCUCAGGACCUAAAACUAAAGGCUCCAAGCAACUCACGUGGGACGCCGUUUUCAGGUUCCUACAGCGCUACGUGCAGCGGGAGACGGAGAGCAUGAAAUCAAGUAAAUCCAACGUCACAGCGACUACUUUGGCCCUUCGUCAGAAGAAGAUGGCCGAAAUUAGCAGUUUGAUCAGAUUCUUCAUCCGCUGUGCGAACAAACGCGGGCCUCGACUGAAAUGCGGCGAGCUGCUGAGGCAUGUGAUUGACACGCUGGACAACUCCUACACCUGUGCAGCUUAUGGCAAAGACUACAGCAGCCUCCUCCUCAAAGAAGUCCUGUCAGUGCGCAAGUACUGGUGUGACAUCACUCCCCAACAGUGGCUCAGUCUUUUGGACGUGUACUGUGGCUUGUUCCACUCCUCUUCCAAACCCAUUAACCGGGUUCUGGUGAGCCGGGUGAUCCACACAGUGGUGCGGGGUUGUUGUGUACAGACUGACGGAUUCACCAGCACCUUGUUCAGCUUCUUCUCCAAGGCAUUGCUCAAUUCCAGGCAGGAGAAACACUUGCCGGUCUUAGAGCACCUCGUCUCAGCACUCAACACCUUCUUGAGAGCCGUGGCAAAGAACUGUCGGACCAGGGUGUGUCGCCUGGGGGAGGAACUUCUGCCUUCAAUCCUGCAUGUGUGGACCGACAUGAGACCCAGUACUGCUCUGAAAGAGGAGAUUGUCCAAUUCUUCACCCUGCAGAUUGGCAUCCACCAUCCCGAAGGAGCUAAGACCCAGGAAACAGGCGCUCAUGCUGAGGACUGGAGCAGGUGGCGGAGUUUGUUGCACUGCCUUCAUGAGGAAUUAGUUGGAGAAAUCAGUCAGAUUGGCAGUCGAGGGAAGUACGUCACUGGUACCAGACACAUUGGAGUCAAAGAAAAUAUCAUCAAGCUCACAGCGGAUAUUUGUCACCAGCUUUUCAGUAUGGACCGAGACCUUCAGAUCGCAGAGGCCUCCCCCAGGUCUUCCCAGACAGUUAGUUCCAUCUGUGGAACACCGAGCAAGCGACGACGGAUUGAACUCAGCUGGGACGUCCUCUUCGGCCACCUGCAGCAUCAGCGUAGCGACUUUGAUAUCAUACCAUGGCUGCAGAUCACGGCAACGCUCGUCUCCACGUACCCCUCAGUGGUGCCCAGCCGGGAGACGGUGCCCCUGCUGUCGGUGUUGUACCAGCUUCUAGCGGAGCAGCGCAGAGGAGAAAGGGGACCGUAUGUGCUGCGCUGUUUACGAGAGGUGGCCCGAUGUCAGGCCCGUUCGCAAGAAAAGCUCCGAAUCCACAAGUCAGAACUGGACCGACUCUGGAGUCGGGUGUGGCCUUUGGCACUGCGGGGGGUCAGCUCGCCACAGUUGGAGGUGCUCAGUCUGGACCUGCUGGUCUGCAUUGUCAAAGGCGGACUGGUCAAUGUAGACCGAGAGUUCUGGAAGCUCUUCUCCGGAGCAGUAUGUAAACCAUCCCAGAGCGCUGUGAUUUGUCUGGCCCAGGCCCUGCUGAAAUGUCCGGUCCCCAAGAGUGCAAGUUGGGACCAUCUGAGCGUCCCCGAGGGAUCGAGCUCACCGAACCUGAAGGAAACUCUCAUUGGCUGGUUGCUGAUGACGGAUCAGAGCGACGAGGUGGAGGAUUGCUCCAGGCCUCAUCCUAUCAUCUGCAGUGACUUUCCUCAUAACAUGAUUGCAAACAUCCUGCUCUCCUUGACUUUGAAAGACACCCGGGCUGGACUCAACUUUCUUCUGGGUUCUGAGGAUGUCGAGAGUGCCAUUUUCCAAGAAUGGCCAUCAGCCAAUGCCAAAGACGACCUGGAGGAGACAGAACGCUUGUACCUGCAGUUCACUUUUAACACACAGUCACAAGUGGGCGGAGCUUACACUAUUUUGAAGAGGACGUCCGCAGAAGGACACUUCACCGCCAUCUCCUCCCUCUGGAAGAAGUUGGAGCAGUCGCUUCUCUUAGUGAUUGACAACACGCUCAACUGCUACGUUCCUGAUAACCCGUCCACACCCCCAGAGUGUCUGGUGCGCUGUGCCGGUCUGCUGACUGGGGUUCUAGCAUGUUCCGUGGCAUCAGGCUGUAUGACUGAGGAGGAGGCUGCACGAUCACAGCUCUUUACUAAAGCAAAGACGCUGGCCCAGGAGUUGAGUGGAUUUGUUUCGAGCGUGAAAGUGAAGAUGAGUGAAGAAUCCACAAUGACCACGCUGAGGUCCAUCAUGCGGCUGUGCACCCUGUCCACCUCAAGACCAAAGCAGGACAAGGUUUGCACCGUCUCCUCUCGUCUGUUCCUAAUGACGCUACCGGCCAGUCUUGUCAGCGAACUGGCCGAGAUCUACAAACUUUUGCUAGGCAAUGCUACUCGCAAAGUGUCUGUUGUGGAUGAGGAAGAAUCCACCGACGACGACUGGGAAAUGAGCAGAACGCAGCAUGGCGAUGACAUCCCUCUGUUUGAAGAGGAUGAGGAGUCCCACCUGGGGACCCAGAGACCCAACAAUGAAGCCUCGUGUGCACCAGGUGCAAAGAGCCUCUUAGCUGACCAACAUUUGGCCCAACAAGAUCUUGCUCUCCUGGGAAUCCUGGAGUUUCUGUGCGAGUGCGGCUCCAUGCAGCCCGUCGGCGGCCAACUCUUCAAACCCCAGGAGGUCCGCCGCAGGAUCCUGCUGCUGGUGGAGCAGAUCGACCCCGGCAAGGCCUUACAUCUAAACAUGUACCUCGUUGUGUUGGAGAGGCUUCCUGCUGACGACUGCCUCACCCCGGAGGAGUUUGACGCUCUGCUGCGUCCUCUGGCGGACCUGUGCUCUCUGUAUCGCCAGGACCAGGAGGUCUGUGUUUCUCUGCUUCUGGCUUUGCUGCCCUCCAUCAGAAGCCUGGGCAGAACUCAUCAUGUGCAAGUGGAGAUGAAACAUGUGCAAGGCUCCCUUCUCCAAGUGCUGGCAGGGUUCUGUUAUCUGAGCCAAACGGGGAAGUGCACCUCAGCCGCGCGCGCCGCUUUAGCGCGAUGUCUGGUGGAGUUGUUGGAGGCGGACCCAUGGUGCAGGUGGGCCAUCCUGAGCAUCAAAGAGGAGGAGCACCCCGUCUCCCUUCUGCUCCCGUCUCUUCUGGCGGACGCCCACCAUCAAGUCCGCAUGCUGGUGGCCAUGUCGCUGGAGAGGUUGUUCUUGGACCGCAGGAGCGAGCAGGCAGGCCAGAGGAAGAUGUUGUCGCUGAAACACCAACAAGCAGCCUUUGAGAACGUUUACCUAAAAGCCCAGGAAGGCAUGAGACCUGCGAAGAGCAAGUCCGGUGACGUGGCGCAGGACUCGGACGACAUGUUCAACCGGAAGAGCACCCUGCUGAAAAGUCUGUCGGUGGUCUUGUGUUGCAGUCCGGUCUGUGAGAAGCAGAGUCUGUUUGCCGUCUUGCAGUCUUACAAGGAGAACAAUAUCGAGGAGCACCUCAUCAAAAAGAUGUUGUGCAGUGUAUCAGCAGCACUGGGCUACAAGAAGGUGAAGACCUUGGUCAGGUCUCACCUGUACUACCUGGUGGCGGAGUGGCUCUCACAGAGACAGUCUGACGAGCGCUAUACCCUUGAGUCUUUCCCCUUCACACUCCUGGACCAUAGUACACUGCAGGAGUUCUACCACUCCUCCUACCAGGUGCUGGUUCCACACCUGGUCUUCCUGGAUGACUUUGAGCAGGUGAAGUCCAUCGGCCGGUGUCUGGAUCGGGACUGGAGGGAGCUUCUGGCGGACUGUUUCCCCAAGAUCAUGGUCAACAUCCUGCCACACUUCGCCCUGUCGGGUCAGGGCCCCCAGGUGGCCCAGCAGAAGGAGAAGGCCCACAGAGUCUACCACCUGCUGAAGGACGCCAACUGUUUGGGCAAGCAGCGCAUUGACAGCCUGAUCCACAGCAACCUGCCAGACAUCGUUGUGGAACUCCUCAUGACUCUGUAUGAAGGAAGUGCCGCUGAAGAAGACCGAGGGGACUUGACACGCUUUACAGGGGAACUGGACCCUGUCCCAAACCCGCCAUAUUUCAGCUCGCAUGUCAUCAAAGCCACUCUGGAGUACCUCAGCAAGUGUCACAGUGCCAACCACAAGUCACUGGUGGCCAUUCUGUCAAAAAGUCCAAUGUCCAUUCAGAAGAUCCUGCUGGCAGUGUGUGAGAAGGCCGCCGGGACCACCAACGCUUACGAACGCCACCGUGUCCUCCUGAUGUAUCACCUCUUUGUGCACCUGCUGCUCAGGGAGGUGAAGGACGGACUGGGAGGAGCCUGGGCCUUCGUCCUCAGAGACGUCAUCUACACGCUCAUCCAUUUUAUCAACAGCCGGCUGGUGCACGCCCACGCACGCAGAUCAUUCCAAUUGGAUGAAGUCUCCAACCGAAGCUUGUCGUUGUGCUGUGACCUCCUGACCUCUGUGUGCCAGGCUGCACUGCAGUUCUGUGCCGACGCUCUAGACUGCCACCUGCAGGUCAUUGUUGGCACUCUCACAGCACAGGUGACCAGCCAGCCAGCCAUCUCACAACAGGUGCUCAGUCUGCUGCACCUUCUUGUCGUCCACAAUCGAGAGAAGCUGAAAGCCGCCAUCUGCAAGUUGGAGCCUUUCCCUGACCUCCCUGAAUUCCGAGAGCUGCGCUCUGUCCAGAACCUUCUCAAAUACAACGGGGGCACCUUCACCUUGAGACAGGAGAUAUCCCACUUCCUGUCGGUGACAUCGCCGGACUCCUUACCGCUGACCAGGCUGGAAGGACUGAGGCAACUGACCCAAAAGCUGCACGAGAACAAGGAGCAGAUCCGAGAGCUCCUGAAGGAAUGUCACGCCGAGCCCACCGGCAGCAUGCUGCUCCAGCUGGUCCUCAAGCUGCUGCAGCUCUGCAAGCUGGCGGCCAACCACCCCGCAGGAAGUGACAUCCUAGAGGCGGCGGGGAGUUGUCUGGGAGAAUUGGGCCCUGUGGAUUUCUCCACCAUCGCGUUGCUCCACGGCAGAGACCCCCUCUACGAGAAGGCCGCGUCCGUUUUCCCGUCCAGCGACCCGCAGCGUGUCUACAUCGUCCUGGACUGCAUGAACGAGGCCCUGGUUCACCAGCGCAUGGAGGUGAGGCAGGCUGCAGCUCAGUCGGUGAAGAACAUCCUGGCCACUGAGUCCGGACUCAGCUUCUGGGAGGACUACAAACACAGCAGAGACCCCAUGCUGGCCUACCUCAACCCCUUUCGCAAAGCCAAGAAGCAGGCGGCAGCUGUGAGCGCGGAGGAGAGCUCGAAGGCCAGGGAGCAACUGGACAACCAGGACUUGUGGAUCCCACAGAUGGGCCAACACCAAGUCUGGCUCAAGUCUCUGUGCGCCGCCCUGCUGGACAGUGGCGGUACCAAGCAGGAGGCUCUUCUCCUGGCACGACCUUUAUGUCUGGUGAGCGUGGAUUGUUGCCAGAGGCUGCUGCCGCUCAUCAUCCAUGCCAUCCUCCUGGACGACUCUCAGGGUUCCUGGAGAGACUCGCUCUCUUUUCAUAUUCGGGACUUCUUCACUUUUUGUUCCAGAAGUGCUCAGGCCUCCAGCCGCUCCACCACACCGCUCAUCCCCGACUCUGAGACAGACACUGCCAGCCAAGGGUCUCUGGACAAGGCGUCUCUGCGCACCAUGCUGGCAGUGGUGGACUACCUGAGACACCAGCACAGACCUCUGGGCUCUGCCAGCGAGUCUUGUGCCACAGUCUGCGACUCCAACUUCUGGCUGGACCUCAACUACCUGCAGGUGGCCAAAGCUGCUCAGUCAUGCUCGGCUCACUUCACAGCCCUGCUCUACACCGAGGUCUACGUGGACAAGAUCAAGCUGACUUUGGAGGAGAGCCGCAGGACCAAAGGCAGGGCCACGCGUAAGAUGGUCUUUGAAGAGAACAGCCAGCACGGCACCAUCUGUAGUCUGACUGAGAGAAGCAUGGAGGACACCAACAUCAGCCUGCAGGAGUUGCUGAUUGACGUCUACAGGAGCAUCGGCGAGCCUGACAGUCUGUAUGGGUGUGGUGGAGAGACCAUGACCAGUCCCCUGACAAGGAUUCGAACGUACGAGCAUGAAUGUAUGUGGGGCAAGGCCCUGAGCUCCUACGACCUCCACUCCACCCUGCCGGACGCCACUCGACAAGUGGGGAUUGUGGAGGGCCUGCAGAACUUUGGUCUGAGCAGCAUCCUCAGCACCUACCUGAAGGGUCUGGAGAGUGAAGGUGUGGAGUGGGGAGCUGAGCUGAGAGAGCUGCGCUUCCAGGCCGCCUGGAGAACUACUCAGUGGGACUGUCACCUGUCUGACAGGAGUGAGAAAUGCAGAGCAGGCUUUCACGAGUCGGUGUUCUGCGCCUUGCAAGCCCUGAGGGACGGCGAGUUCUCGGUGUUGGAUCACACCCUCGAACAGGCCAGGAGCGGUGAGGUGGAGGAGCUGUGUCGAGGCAGUCUGGAGGCCGUGUGGUCUCUGUACCCGGCACUUAGGAACCUGCAGAGCAUCAGGGAGCUGGAGAGCGCCAAGCUGCUUUUCUCCAGACCCUUCUCCGACCUGGCCGUGAAGGACUUGUGUGACCAGUGGAGGACACACUCCCAGCUGCUGGCCGACAGCGACUUUGCUCUGGUGGAGCCCAUCCUGGCCCUGCGCUCCGUGUCCCACCACCUCCUGAUGUCCAAGGCGCUGGACGCCGACCGGAACCAGUACCUCGGCUCCGUGCUCACUGACCACCUGCUGGAGCUCUGCAGGCUGGCGCGUAAAGCCGGAAAUACUCAGCUGGCAGAGCGGGCAGUUUUCCAGAUGAAGCAACACGGAGUUGGAGGACCGCUGGCGUUGUCGCCCGUGUCGCCAUGGCAACUGGAGGAGGCCCAGGUGUUCUGGGCCAAGAGAGAACAUGGUCUUGCUUUGGGCCUGCUGAGACAGAUGAUCCACAAUCUGGAGGAUAAGGUGGACCUCAAUCCUUCUCUGCUCCCGGUCUUCACCGAGUGUCUCAGGCUCUGCGGGAACUGGCUGGCCGAAACGUGCCAGGAAAGUCCCGGAGUCAUUUUGGAGAAGUACCUGGAAAGGGCCGUGGACGUGAUGGAGGAGGACUCCGGCGUGCAGGACGCCCGCUCGCUGGAUCAGAGAACCGAGGCCUUCUUGUCACUCGCCCGGUUUUCCGACGCCCAGUACCAGAGCAUCGACAAGUACAUGACCUCCUCGGAGUUUGAGAACAAGCAGGCCCUGUUGGAGAAGGCCAAAGAAGAGGUGGACCUGAUGAAGCAGCAGAAGGUGGUGUCCAACAGGUACACGGUGAAGGUGCAACGGGAGCUGGAGUUGGACCAGAAGGCUCUCUCCAACCUGCAGGCAGACCGCCUGCGCUUCCUGUGCAAGGCGGUGGAGAACUACACGCAGUGUCUGGGCCAGGGCGAGGCACACGACACCUGGGUGUUCCGCCUGGCCUCGCUCUGGCUGGAGAACGCCGACGUCAGAGCCGUCAACCACCUGAUGAAGAAAGGAGUGAAGAAGAUCCCGUCCUACAAGUUCCUGCCUCUCAUGUACCAGCUGGCUGCACGCAUGGGAACCAAGAUUACUUCCAGCACUGGAGAGGAUGUGGGCUUCCAUGAUGUCCUCAGUGACUUGAUCUACCGCUCCUCCCUGGAACACCCUCACCACACUCUCUUCAUCAUCUUUGCGCUGGUCAACGCCAAAAAGGAUGAAACAUUGUGCAGGAGCCGCCUGCCAAAGAGCAGUCCUAGACAGUCGUCACCCUUCGACAUGGAGCGUACAGAUGUGGCCAGGAAGAUCAUGGAGGCGGUGAGGAAGAAGAAAGGCGAGAUGAUUUAUGGGAUGGAGCGUCUGUGUGACGCCUACAUCACGCUGGCCUACAUGGACGCCAGCAGACACAAGCUGGAGAAGAAGGCCAUUCCCAUCCCUGCAGACCAGCCCAUCCUACACAUCAAGGACCUGGACGCGGUCGCCAUGCCAACCCUGGAGAUCAAGGUGGAUCCUUCAGGUUGCUAUGACGACGUGGUAACCAUCAGAUCCUUCGUACCUCACUACCACCUGGUGGGAGGUGUCAACCUGCCCAAAAUCAUCGACUGUGUGGGCUCGGACGGCAGGAGCAGGAGGCAGCUGGUCAAGGGCAAGGAUGACCUGCGCCAAGACGCGGUCAUGCAGCAGGUGUUCUCCAUGUGCUCCAUGCUGCUGCAGCGCAACAUGGACACUCGGAAGAGGAAGCUCAACAUCAGGCGAUACAAGGUAGUUCCCUUCUCGCAGUGCAGCGGGGUUCUAGAAUGGUGUUCUGGCACGCUGCCCCUGGGAGAGUUCCUAGUGGACCCCAAAAAAGGAGCCCACAAACGCUAUCGGCCUCAGGACACGUCCAGCCUGGCCUGCCGCAAGAAGAUGAUGGAGGCUCAGAAGCUGGGCUUUGACCACACCAUUCAGGUCUUCAUGGAGGUGUGCUCCACCUUCAAGCCCGUCUUCCGAUACUUCUGCAUGGAGCGCUUCCUGGACCCCGCCGUCUGGAUGGAGAGACGCCUGGCCUACACCCGCAGUGUGGCCACCUCCUCCAUAGUGGGAUACAUCCUGGGUCUGGGGGACCGACACAUCCAGAACAUCCUGAUAGACGAGCAGACUGCAGAACUGGUGCACAUCGACUUAGGUGUGGCCUUUGAGCAAGGCAAGAUUCUGCCCACCCCCGAGACCGUGCCCUUCAGACUCACCAGGGACAUUGUGGACGGCAUGGGCAUCACUGGAGUGGAGGGGGUCUUCAGGAGAUGUUGUGAGAAGACCAUGGAGGUGAUGAGGAUCUCCCAAGAAGCUCUGCUCACCAUUGUGGAGGUGCUGCUGUAUGACCCUUUGUUUGACUGGACCAUGAACCCCCUGAAGGCCUUCCACCUGCAGCAUGACGAGCAGCAGGAGCUCAACGCCACGCUCACCUCCACCAUGGCGGGAGACGUCAUGGACAACCAGCGUAGACCAAGUGACAGUCAGAGCUUCAACAAGGUUGCGGAGCGAGUGCUGCUGCGACUGCAGGAGAAGCUGAAAGGAGUGGAGGGCGGCUCGGUGCUGAGUGUGGGCGGUCAGGUCAACCUUCUCAUCCAGCAGGCCAUGGACCCCAAAAACCUCAGCAGACUCUUUGCAGGCUGGCAGGCGUGGGUGUAGACCCCAUUCACAGUGGGUGUAGACCCCAUUCACAGUGGGUGUAGACCCCAUUCACAGUGGGUGUAGACCUCAUUCACAGUGGGUGUAGACCCCAUUCACAGUGGGUGUAGACCUCAUUCACAGUGGGUGUAGACCUCAUUCACAGUGGGUGUAGACCCCAUUGACUGCUCUGUAUUAUAUGUAAAAGGACAUUCCAAUGAAUGUUUUUAUGCAACUUUGAAGUCAUGAAAUCCUUCCUCUAAUGUCGUGUUGUUAAGUGAAAUUAAGCAAAGUGGUUAUUAUUCAUUAUUGAACAAUUUCAACUUUCUCUCAUCAAAUAUUGUUUUUUUGUUGUUUUUUUUCUUACAUUUUCCACCGUUGUUUUUGUUCUAAUGUAAGAAUGUAAUAAAAUAAUAUGAU
This is a messenger RNA of Nerophis lumbriciformis (worm pipefish), 9865 nucleotides long. RefSeq names its product ATM serine/threonine kinase (gene atm). NCBI's taxonomy places the organism in Eukaryota, Metazoa, Chordata, Actinopteri, Syngnathiformes, Syngnathidae. The record is from RefSeq and is a predicted model, not a curated record. Gene Ontology annotation, biological process: DNA repair. Gene Ontology annotation, molecular function: protein binding; protein serine/threonine kinase activity.